AUGGUGUUUACCUUCCAGAGGGGUCUCCCCACUCAGACGACCAGGACCCCCAUUUCCACCAGCCUGGCCCAGAUGUCCCAGGUGCAGGAACUCUUCCAUGAGGCAGCCCAGCAGGGGGCCCUGGCCCAGCCCCAGACCUGGUGGAAGAUCCAGUUAUUCGUGUGGGAGCCAGUGCUGUUCGGGACCUGGGAUGGUGUGUUCACAUCCUGCAUGAUCAACAUUUUUGGGGUUGUCCUUUUCUUAAGGACUGGCUGGCUGGUGGGAAACACAGGAGUCCUCAUGGGCAUGUUUCUGGUGUCCUUCGUCAUCCUGGUGGCCCUCAUCACCGUGCUGUCUGGCAUUGGUGUCGCGGAGCGCUGCGGUGUCGGCAGCGGUGGCGUCUACUCCAUGAUCUCCUCGGCCCUGGGUGGGCAGACCGGAGGCACGAUUGGGCUGCUCUACGUGUUUGGACAGUGUGUUGCAGGUGCCAUGUAUAUCACUGGCUUCGCUGAAUCCAUCUCAGGUUUGCUGAGCCUCAGGAAUAUCUGGGCUGUGCGAGGAAUUUCAGUUGCGGUGCUUCUGGCCCUGCUGGGGAUUAACCUAGCAGGUGUCAAAUGGAUCAUCCGCCUGCAGCUGCUGCUGCUGCUCCUGCUGGCCGUGUCCACACUGGACCUCGUGGUGGGCUCUUUCACACACCUGGACCCAGAACACGGUUUUAUCGGAUAUUCCCCGGAACUGCUGUGGAACAACACUCUGCCAGAUUACAGCCCAGGGGAGUCUUUUUCCACUGUCUUUGGGGUGUUUUUCCCAGCAGCUACAGGAGUCAUGGCCGGCUUCAACAUGGGGGGUGACCUCCGGGAGCCCGCCACCAGCAUCCCCCUGGGCUCCCUAGCAGCUGUUGGCAUCUCGUGGUUUCUGUACAUCGUCUUUGUCUUCCUGCUUGGCGCCAUCUGUACCCGCGAGGCCCUUCGCCAUGACUUCCUGAUAGCCGAGAAGGUGUCCCUGGUGGGCUUCCUGUUCCUUUUGGGCUUGUACAUCUCAUCCCUGGCCUCCUGUAUGGGAGGCCUGUACGGGGCCCCCCGGAUCCUGCAGUGCAUUGCCCAAGAGAAAGUGAUCCCCGCGCUGGCCUGUCUGGGGCAAGGGAAAGGGCCAAAUAAAACACCUGUGGCAGCUAUCUGUCUGACCAGCUUGGUGACCAUGGCCUGCGUCCUUGUGGGUCAGGUGAAUGUCCUGGCUCCCAUCGUCACCAUCAACUUCAUGCUGACGUACGUCGCGGUGGAUUACUCCUACUUCUGCCUGUCCAUGGUUUCCUGUAGCCACCCCAAGGUACCUGGGUCCAUGCACAGGGAAGGCAUGGAAGCUCUCCACCGCUCUGAGCACCUGCUGCUGGAAAAGGCGCCUACUUAUGGCUCUGAGGGCACUGCCCGAAGCCUCUCUGAGGGCACUCUGAUGGAAUUCACCAAAGACAUGGAUCAGCUCCUCCAGCUAACCAGGAAGCUAGAGAGUAGCCAGACCAGGCCAGGAGAUGGUGACAGGAUCCCAGAGCAUCAGAAGGGGAAAUGCAAGAAGGCCACCAAGCAAACCCUACAAGAUAGCUUCCUCUUGGACCUCAAGUCACCAGCUUCCUUUUCUCCUGAAGGCCCUGACAGAUUGCCCACUGACUACUGGGAGGGGCAGGAGUCCUUCUGGUUCAACCAGUAUUCCAGGAGUGAAAGUGCUCAGCCUGGGGGAGCAUGUGGAGAGCAGCUUGUCCCUGAGCUAAGCAACCAGCCAGGGCCAGGUGGAGAAGAUUUCUUCCUGAAGCAUAGGCUCCAGGAACAAGACAUUCGGAGAAGACCUACUUCUGUGUAUGCUCGCAUGUGCAAUCCUUGGGUCUCCCUGCUGGGGGCUGUUGGGUCCCUUGUCAUCAUGUUUGUGAUCCAGUGGGUCUAUACCUUGGUUAACAUGUGCGUUGCUGUGGUUGUGUAUUUCUACAUUGGUCGGACCAGUCCAGGGCUUCAUCUUGGGUCAGCCUCCAACUUCAGCUUUUUCAGAUGGAUGAGAUCUCUUCUGAUCCCCUCCUGCAGGAGCUUGCAGACUCCCCAAGAGCAGAUCAUUUUGGCACCAUCCCUGGCUCGGGUUGACAUGGAGAUGACCCAGCUCACCCAAGAGAACGCAGACUUCGCCACUCGGGAUCGCUACCACCACUCCUCCCUAGUGAGUAGAGAACAGCUGAUGCCUCGGUAUUAGGCAGCUGGGGACCCUCCUCUCUUGGAGCUGUCUAGUGCACAGCAGACUCACACCCCAGAGCCUUUGUGGCACUGAUUCUCCUCAGUAAGAAACUCAAAGACCUGUCGUCCCACUGCCAUUUUGGAUGGAAAUCUGCAUUCUGGUCUGGAGCACCACAUCCAAAAGGGCCAAUCACUGGAACAGCAGUGGCUCUGAAAUGCACACCUGGUCGGAAGAGCUCCAUGUCAACUCCAAGACUUGCAGGUGUGGAGAACCAGACCAGACUACUUGUUCCGAGGGCAA
This is a messenger RNA of Artibeus jamaicensis (Jamaican fruit-eating bat), 2490 nucleotides long. RefSeq names its product solute carrier family 12 member 8 (gene SLC12A8). Gene Ontology annotation, cellular component: membrane. The coding region runs from base 1 to 2208 and encodes 735 amino acids. The record is from RefSeq and is a predicted model, not a curated record. Gene Ontology annotation, molecular function: potassium:chloride symporter activity. Gene Ontology annotation, biological process: potassium ion homeostasis; cell volume homeostasis; chloride transmembrane transport. The transcript has 13 exons. NCBI's taxonomy places the organism in Eukaryota, Metazoa, Chordata, Mammalia, Chiroptera, Phyllostomidae.